This is a messenger RNA of Saprolegnia parasitica CBS 223.65, 1830 nucleotides long. RefSeq lists its product as hypothetical. Bases 1 to 1830 code for a protein of 609 amino acids. The transcript is spliced from 5 exons. Gene Ontology annotation, molecular function: cysteine-type exopeptidase activity; dipeptidase activity. The record is from RefSeq and is a predicted model, not a curated record. Gene Ontology annotation, biological process: proteolysis. NCBI's taxonomy places the organism in Eukaryota, Oomycota, Saprolegniomycetes, Saprolegniales, Saprolegniaceae.
AUGGUUCGUUGGGUGCUCUCGCUGCUCGCGUCCGCGUCGGCCUGCACCAUCAUCGCCGUGGGCAAAGACGUCUUAUAUAUCCUACAGGCGUCAAGUACGGGGUCGCCGCUAGCGACGCACAACGCCGACUGCGGCAACUGCGACUUCCGCAUCGGCAAGGUGCCGGCCAAGACCUUUGCGAAUGGCUCGAGCCGGCCCAUCACGCGCUUCCGCCUCGAGUACCCUCGCUACGUGGGCGACGACCGCGGUGACACGUUCAAGCUCGCCAACGUCGACACGACCAUUUACAACUGGACCGAGACGCCAGCGAUCGGGCAUAUCCCGCAGGUGCCGGCGACGUACGCGUACCUCUCGGGUCUCUACGGCAUCAUGAACGAGCAUCAAGUGUCGAUCGGCGAGAGCACGUGCGGCGGGAAGCUCGUGGCCGCGCCCAUCUCGGACGGCGGCAAAGCGCUCUUUGACGUCUCGGAGCUGACGAACGUGGCCAUGGAACGAACGACGAAUGCGCGGGAAGCGAUUGCACUCAUGGGCCACCUCGCCGAGACGUACGGCUACUACGGCGCCGACUGGUCGAGUCCGAACGCGGCGCUCGAGGCGGGCGAAGCGCUUGUCGUGGCCGACCCGAGCGAAGCGUGGAUCGUGCACUUUCACCCGGAUGACACGGGCGCGUCCGCGGUCUGGGUCGCGCAGCGCAUCCCCGAUGGCCACGUCACGGCGCGCCAACUUUAUGGGCUCGAAAACAUGGUCGACGUCGCGAUUCGCGCCAAGUUGUACGACCCAUCGGUCAAUGGCACCUUUGACUUCACGCGCGUGUACGCGCAGCCCAUUACGCCCGACCAGUACUACGCCACGCGGCGCGUUUGGCGCGUCUUUACGCUCGCGAACCCGAGCCUCGGUCUCUCGCCCUUGACGGACAUCUAUGCAUCGGACUAUCCCUUCUCGGUGCCGGUCGCAUCGGCCCUUGGUCCGGAGGAUCUCAUGCGCUACAUGCGCGACCACUACGAAGGCACGCCGUUCGACAUGACGCAGGGCCCGGCGUCCGGUCCGUACGGCAACCCGGACCGCUACGACAUCAACGGCAACGGCAACAUGACGCGCGCGACUGCGAUGACGGGCCAUUUUGAGCGCGCGAUCUCGAUCUUCCGCACGAGCUUUUCGUUCGUGUCGGUGGCCGACAAGACCGACCCGUUCCUCGGCCUCAUCUGGUUUGGCCAGUACGGUCCGCACGCAACGUCGUAUGUGCCCAUCUUUACGCAUGUGACCGAGGUGCCACGCGAGUACUCGCGCGGGUCGCUGCACAUGUACGACAUGGAGGCGUCGUUCUGGGCGUUCGCGAUCGUUGGCAACUGGGCCUCGCGCUUCUACCGCUUUGCGCACCCGGUCGUGGCCGCGGUCCAAGACAAGCUCGAAUCGGCGGCCCGGGCCGCGUUGCCGUCGAUCCAGGCGCAGGCCGCGUCGCUGGCGUCGACAAAAGGCGACGACGCGCUCCGAACGUACCUCACGACGCAGUCCAAGCAGCUCGCAACGAGUACGCACAGCGCGUUCGUGAGUCUCUUUGGGACGCUAGUGACCAGCUUCCACGACGGGUACGUCAUGCACAACUUGACCUCUGCGACGCUCUCGGCGCAGUCGCUCUUUUACCCGCAAUGGUGGCUCGAGGACGUCGGGUACUUUGCCGCGCACGACGACAUGCCGACGUUCAUCACGAGCAACGAAGGCGCGUCGACCAUGUUCUUCAUGGGCGUCUUCCUCCUCGGAUCCUUCGUCUGCCUCGCGGUCGGGUUUGGCCUCGGCAUGUACCGCCAGCGCGGCUACGUGCGCAUCAACUAA